Molecule: messenger RNA, 852 nt
Organism: Labrus mixtus (cuckoo wrasse)
Lineage: Eukaryota; Metazoa; Chordata; Actinopteri; Labriformes; Labridae
Gene: psmd9
Product: proteasome 26S subunit, non-ATPase 9
Exons: 6
Coding region: 48-686 (212 amino acids)
Biological process (GO): proteasome regulatory particle assembly
Cellular component (GO): nucleus; cytoplasm
Molecular function (GO): protein binding
Source: RefSeq, a predicted model, not a curated record
GCGCAGGACGUACGCUGUUUUAAUUCUUCCUGGAGUUGUGAGCAGCCAUGAAGAUGACAGAGGAAAACAGCUCUGAAAAGUCUGAAAUAUCCAUGAAGGACGUUACAAACCUCGUCAAAAAGAAAGAUGACAUCGAAGAGCAAAUAAAGGCGUAUUACGACGUUUUGGAGGACCAGGGUGUCGGGGUUGAAGGUCCUCUGGUUGACGAAGAGGGCUUCCCAAGAGCAGAUGUUAAUUUAUACCAGAUCAGAGCAGCGAGACACGAUAUUUCAUGCCUGCAGAAUGAUCACAAGGCCAUCAUGGUAGAGAUCGAAGAAGCUCUGCACAAACUGCACGCUCGAGAGAAAGCAAAGCGGGAGCAGGACGAGGCUGGAGCUCGGGGCGACGCCAUGGAGCUUCAGGUCACUCUUCCUCCUCCGUUUGCUCGGGUGGAUGCUGUGACCCAAGGCUCCCCUGCCUGUGGAGCUGGGCUCAGGGUCGGCGAUGAAGUCAUCGAGUUUGGGUCGGUGAACACGGGGAACUUCCAGAACCUGCAGAACAUCGCAUCCGUGGUACAGCACAGUGAAGGGAAGCCGUUACGCGUCUCAGUCAUCCGGGCUGGCCAGAAAGCUCAGAUGAGCCUGACCCCACAGAGAUGGUCAGGCAGAGGUCUGCUGGGAUGCAACAUUGUUCCAAUCCAUCGAUGAACGCGCUCAUCACUCACUUUCCCCGUGAGACCAUGGAUGGUUUCAAACACACUUUGUACAUACUGCUCACACACACACACACACACACACACACACACACACACACACACACACACACACACACACACACACACACACAGCUACUGAAUAAAAAAUCAUUCCUUUA